AUGAUAAAAAAAAGUCUUGUUCAUGUCGUUGAACAAUAUAUGGUGAAUGAUGUAAAUAACGUAUCUCUUGGAGCCGCAACCGAAAUUAGUAAACAGAUUGUGGAUGAAUAUCCUAAUUCCUUUAAGGUUAAAAUUGGUGGUCAACAUUUAAAAGGUACUGCUAAAAGUCUGGCAUAUAAAAUUUACCAUAGGCUCCACUAUAAUAAAAAAGAAAAAGCCGAACGUACACUUUCACUAUCUUACGACGUUGAUGAUCUAGAUGAACCCUCUGCCGCACCAAAAGCACAAGACGAAUACGGGUGCGUAGCCUAUUUAUAA
Brassicogethes aeneus is the source of this 318-nucleotide messenger RNA. NCBI's taxonomy places the organism in Eukaryota, Metazoa, Arthropoda, Insecta, Coleoptera, Nitidulidae. The record is from the annotation of a GenBank genome assembly.